Copidosoma floridanum is the source of this 582-nucleotide messenger RNA. RefSeq names its product general odorant-binding protein 83a-like. Lineage: Eukaryota; Metazoa; Arthropoda; Insecta; Hymenoptera; Encyrtidae. Gene Ontology annotation, molecular function: odorant binding. The record is from RefSeq and is a predicted model, not a curated record.
GUGACCAAGUUUUAGAUUACAGAUUCUCGUUUUCUGUGGCUUGCACUGGAAUAAAAAAAUGAGAAUUCUCAUUUUCUUAUCGACAUUUGCUCUUAUUGUGAUUUAUUAUGGAUCAGUUGAAUGUGCAGAGAAACUAGAUGUAGACGGUCUCAGAAAUAUGUUGAAGCCUAUGAGUAAUACUUGCAAGCGUAGGACUGGAGUUUCAAACGAGUUGAUUGCCAACACUCAUAACGGAGAGUUUCCAAGAGUACGGCCACUCAUGUGCUACUUUAAAUGCUUGUCAAUGAUGUUAAAAACUAUGGACAAAGACGGCAUCACUCGGCUGGAGGAUCUCCAGAAAGCGACUGCAUUAUUGGUUCGGGAGGACAUCGAACCGAAAAUGAGAAAAGUUGCUACUGAAUGUUUUGAAGAGGUGCCUAAUAAAGGUGACCCGUGCGAAUAUGCCAUAGAAUUCGUAGAGUGUAGUUACAAAAAGGAUAAAUCAGUAUACUUUAUACCAUUUUAAGAAUGCAGCAUCUCUCUAUAUCAACAGUUUGUGAUACUUCAACAUGUAAAGAAAAAAUAAUGUAUAAAUAAUAUUAA